Molecule: messenger RNA, 6389 nt
Organism: Tachysurus fulvidraco (yellow catfish)
Lineage: Eukaryota; Metazoa; Chordata; Actinopteri; Siluriformes; Bagridae
Gene: adcy1a
Product: adenylate cyclase 1a
Exons: 20
Coding region: 133-3447 (1104 amino acids)
Biological process (GO): intracellular signal transduction; adenylate cyclase-activating G protein-coupled receptor signaling pathway; cAMP biosynthetic process
Cellular component (GO): plasma membrane
Molecular function (GO): adenylate cyclase activity
Source: RefSeq, a predicted model, not a curated record
AGUUGUGCUUUACGCUCGCAGACGUCCUCGAGCUGCGUCGGGGUGAGACAACUACGGGACGGCUGGUGCAGAGCCUCGUUUAAUCUAUGCCUGCUGAUCUGGAGAGGAGGAAGAUCGUAUGAAUGGCCCGCUAUGGAGGAAGUGCCGGUUUCUCGAGUGCAUGCACGGCGCAGAAAAAGGCGCCUGGCCAGGACAGGGAUUCCUUGCCAGGACGAGUUCGACUGCAAGGAGCUAGAGAACCUUUUUCAGAAGUAUAAUCUAAAACUAGAGCAGACCGCAACGCUUAAAGCGUUGGCCGUGCUCAUCCUCGCUGCGUCCGCACUCGCUUUGGUCGAACUGCUGUCCGCUGGCUCGCGCUUCACCGUCUCCAAAGGCUCGCACCCGGUGCACUGCGUCAUCUUCACCUCGCUCUUCAUAGUCACCAACGUCAAGUACCUGCAGGUGACGCAGCUGCAACAGAUCGCCAGGCUCGCCCUGCUCUUCAGCUUCACGUUCGCGCUUCUUUGCUGCCCGUUUCCACUCGCGCUCGGGCCUGGAACGCAGCACGGCGCGCACGGCGCACACGGACCCGACGCGGCCGCUACCGCACCUGAGCAAGGUGUGUGGCAGCUUAUGCUCGUCACAUUCGUCGCUUACUCUUUGUUGCCGGUGAGGACCCUCUUAGCCAUCGUGUUCGGCGUGCUGGUCGCUGCAUCCCAUUUUAUAGUGACUGCCACGUCUCUAACUGCCCUCAGACCGCUCGUCUGGAGUCCGCUGGUGGCAAACGCAGUGCUGCUGAUUGGUGUGAACCUGUCAGGUGUGUUUGUUCGAGUCCAUACUGAGCGUGCCCAGCGGAAGGCCUUUCUGCAAGCUAGAAGCUGCAUCCAGGAACGGCUGCAGCUGGAGGACGAAAAUGAAAAACAGGAACGCCUCCUAAUGAGCCUGUUACCCAGAAACGUCGCCAUGGAGAUGAAGGAGGACUUUCUCAAACCUCCAGAAAGAAUCUUCCAUAAGAUCUACAUCCAACGUCAUGAUAAUGUGAGUAUCCUGUUUGCAGAUAUUGUUGGGUUCACCAGUUUGGCUUCUCAAUGCACAGCUCAGGAGUUGGUCAAAUUGUUGAACGAACUCUUUGGGAAGUUUGAUGAGCUCGCCACAGAAAACCACUGCAGAAGGAUAAAGAUCCUGGGAGACUGUUAUUACUGCGUGUCUGGUCUGACCCAACCCAAAGCUGACCAUGCCCACUGCUGUGUGGAAAUGGGCCUCGACAUGAUUGACACCAUCACGUCUGUUGCAGAGGCGACGGAGGUGGAUCUGAACAUGCGUGUGGGAUUACACACAGGUCGUGUGCUGUGCGGGGUUCUGGGAUUGAGGAAGUGGCAGUAUGAUGUUUGGUCAAACGAUGUGACGCUGGCAAACAUGAUGGAGGCGGGAGGACUUCCAGGUAAGGUUCAUAUCACCAGAGCCACUCUUGAAUGUCUGAAUGGAGAUUAUGAGGUGGAGCCAGGUUAUGGGCACAAGAGACAUGCCUUCCUCAGCAAACACGCCAUCGAGACCUUUUUUAUUGUGCCCUCUCACAGACGCAAGCCAGCAAAGAAGAUGAAGUUUAAGACGGUCUGCUACCUGCUGGUGCAGCUCAUGCACUGUAGGAAGAUGUUUAAGGCUGAGAUUCCUUUCUCCAAUGUCAUGACCUGCGAGGAUGACGAUAAGAGACGAGCGCUACGCACAGCAUCAGAGAAGCUACGCAACCGCACCUCAUUCUCAGGAGUAGCGCACAACUCACCCGGCACACGUGUGAACCGCUACAUUGGAAGACUGAUCGAAGCUCGACAAACCGAAUCAGAAACUGCGGAUCUCAAUUACAUCACUCUGACCUACAGGAGCAGAGAAAGAGAAAGAACGUAUCAGCAGGUUUAUGAUGAUGGCUUUAUCAGUGCUGUGGUGAUCUCUCUCAUCCUCACUUCACUCUUCGCUCUCGUCUAUUUUCUGAUUAUACCUCAAGGUCUGGUGAUUGUCAUUUUGCUGGUUGUUUGUAUCUGUUUUCAUAUGGUGAGCGUAAUGUAUCUUCACAUCACUCACAUACAGUGCUCUCCAGACUGUCUCACUCUGCAGAUUAGGACGGUUCUGUGUGGCUUUCUGGUCCUUCUGACGUAUUCUGUGACGCAGGGCUGUGUGGUGACAUGCAUGCCAUGGUCAUGGGAAGCCAACUCCAGCAUCUCCAUUAUCACAGUUGUCAUAGUGAACGGCACGGCAGUGGGCACAGGUGUGUGUAAAUACACUCCAUAUGUGUUCUUGUCUUGCGUGAUGGCAUCCCUGUCUGUGGCUCUAUACCUGCGUGUUUCAUCACUACCCAAGAUUCUCUUGCUUCUUCUCCUCAACGUCCUCCAUACCGUUGUCAUGGAGACCAGCGGCUACCGGCAGGCUGUGGGAGGAGGGUUCUUUCACAUACAUGGGUAUGAUCCUGUUCUGGCCAUGCUCCUCUUUUCUGGUGCAAUGAUACUCCACUUCAGACAACAAGACCUCAAACUCAGGCUUGACUACCUAUGGGCUACACAGGCUGAAGAGGAAAGAGAUGACAUGGAGAAAGUGAAACUAGACAAUAAGAGGAUUCUGUUUAACCUGCUCCCUGCUCAUGUGGCCCAGCACUUUCUCCUGUCCAACCCACGCAACAUGGACCUGUACUAUCAGUCCUACUCUCAGGUGGGUGUCCUGUUUGCCUCCAUCCCAAAUUUUAACGACUUCUACAUCGAGCUGGAUGGAAACAACAUGGGUGUAGAGUGUUUGCGGCUUCUCAAUGAGAUCAUCGCAGACUUCGAUGCACUGCUGGAUAAGGAGUGCUAUAAGGACAUUGAGAAGAUUAAAACUAUAGGCAGCACUUACAUGGCAGCAGUGGGCCUUGUACCUACCACUGGAUCUAAGGCCAAGAAGUCCAUUUCUGAACAUUUAUGCACAGUGGCCGACUUCGCAAUAGAGAUGUUCAGAGUUCUAGAUGCGAUAAACUACCAGUCAUACAAUGACUUUGUGCUUCGCGUGGGCAUUAAUGUAGGUCCAGUGGUUGCAGGAGUUAUUGGAGCCCGAAGACCUCAGUAUGACAUUUGGGGAAACACAGUGAAUGUGGCCAGCAGGAUGGACAGCACUGGAGUACAAGGCAAAAUCCAGGUGACCGAGGACGUCUUCCGCCUCCUCUCUGGCCAAUACCGCUUCCUAUGCCGUGGUCAGGUCAGUGUGAAAGGCAAAGGUCAAAUGCUUACCUACUUCCUAGAGAGCUUGUCUGAUGAAGGCCCACUCCAAUCCUGCUCCCAGAGCCUGGAGCACCGGGAAAGCCCGUGUAUCCAGACCAAUUUGAGCCACGCCCCCACUGCGAGCAGUUAUGGGGUCAAAGCACAGAAUGUUGGGCCUGGUCCCACCUCCUCCAAAAGCAGAAUCCUUUACCUGCCCUCUGUCUCUGUAGAUGUGGAGAUGGAGGUGUGACUGAUGAGGAGGCAUUAUCUAUGGCAACCAACCAGUCUGUGAAUAUAAGGGGAGUGAGACAUGAAGGAAUGAAGGGGGUGAAUGAGGACACAGAAGAAAACACUGGCACCGAAACACUUGAGAACAAAAAUGAGAGAGAUGCAUGACGGAGAAACCAGAAAUCCACAGGGAGACUGUGAUGUUUAAACAAGAUGAGAGACAGACAUUUAAAUCUCUCACGCAGAGAAUAACCCACCUCCCCACACAAAUACAAACAUAAAGAGCAGAUUUGUCUAUUUGUGCAUAUCUGUGUGUGUGUGUGUGUGUGUGUGUGUGUGUGUGUGUGUGUGUGUGUGUGUGUGUGUGUGUGUGUGUGUGUGUGUGUGUGUGUGGGUUUGUGUGGGUUUGAUUUAAUGAGUCUUCCUCAGUCUAGCUAGAUAUCAGGGGCUCCAAAAGAGGAGCAUGUGUUUUACCAUAAUGGCAGCUUCACACCAACAAAGGAGCUACACACACUCCGCUGUGUGUGAGUUUGUGUGUAUGUUUGCCUAUGAAAAUAAUAAGUAACGGUAGGAAAUUAAUGCCAUGGCAUUAACCAUUCAAAGCACGUGUAUGCAGUGGGGACCAAACAGUUAUCAUUUAAACAGCGCUGUAUUUUAAAUGUGUGUGUUUGAGUUAGCAUGUGAAAAACUGGCAGGGAGAAUAUUUAUGGGAAUCUAGUUCCAACUAUGAAAUCAAUCAAUGCACAUGGUAUGACGAGGGAAGAAAAACCUGUUGGUGUUCUGUUUAGUCUGUGGUAAGUUUAUGAAAAUGUGAGGCAAUUCACAACCUGUAUUGAUGUGGAAAAAAAUGAAUCUCUGAUUUGUAUCCUUUAAAGUAUUUCUUCUUGUUGCCUUUUUGAGUGAACUGAUGAAAUAAGUGAGUGAACAGAUGAUACUUUCUAUCCAGAGGCUAAAAUCUUGUAAAUAUUGUCCUGUUACCAUUAACAAUAGGAUAAGACGUGGGUUCCAAACAUCAGUAAAGUAAAGCUGCUAACGCUUACACACUGGUGCUUGGAGAGUAGGAACAUUCUUGACGUCAGUGUACACUUCCUGCUGCUCUUUGACCUUUUACUAUGACGAAGAUUUUGUGUCUGACACAAACAUAAAUACGGAACAAGCUUUCGACUUACACGCUAAAGGUGGUGGUGUGUUCCCAGAAUCCAGAACAGUACGUGUGAAAUCAGUAUGUGAAGCAGUGUCUUAGCUGUUCAUAAAGAAUAAAAUGUGCGAUAUCCGCUGCAAGAAACUUAAGUGUCUAAUGGGGAUAAUAAGCAGCUUUUUAUAAGUUUGAAAAUAGCUCACAUGGCUUGUACUUAUUUGUGGAAACAGUUGUGAUAUUUGUUCUAUUCAGAGUUUCUAAGUAGGCUAAUGCUCAGCUGGAUCUUGCUAGUGCUGGUGGCAAGGGGAUUAAGAAGGAGUGCUAGCAUAGAAAAAACUACAUUGGAUUUAAAUAGUGGUGGCUGCUGUCAUACAUACUCAGAAUAUAUGGAUCUCCAUGCAUUCAGGGUAUAAAAUGGGCCUCUGACAUUUUGGUUUAUUGGGCAUAAAGUGUAUUUGAUUGGAUCAGUUAGUAACUAAUAUUUAUUUUACUAGAUAUAUAUUUUUUUUCAUUUCUUGGUGAAAUGCUACUGUAACUUUGAUAUUUCUCCGAAUAUGCCUAGAGAAUGAAGUUGGCUUCAAGCUUGCUGUUCUGCAUGUCCCUCUUCGCAUGCCACAGUUCUACCUUGUCUUGUUCUUUUUGCUAAUUGCAAUGUGACUCUAAUGCAUGACUAAUGCAAAAACCUGAAGAAAAAAGGGUGAAACAUGUAAUGGGUAACUAUUUAGAAAAGUCUUUUAGUUAGUUGCACGGCAUGAAUGUAGAAGAGUGGCCUUUUGUUCAUUUUUUCCGUGUUUUUGGUCUCAAACCUUUAUUGACAGCUUGUCUGCUUUUUUUUCUCCAUGCAUGGUGCUGUGAAGUGUUGGAGAAAGCUUGGGAGUUUUGUAGCGUCGCUGCCUUUUUUGGCUCUUGAGGUGACUGCCUUCUAUCCAGGGGUUGUUGGUUUGGGUGUAAUUCCUUUGUGCCAACACAUUUUGUUACCAACAUAUCAAUUCCAGUGUUAUAUUGUAGCACAAUUUUGUGAUAUUGUGUUUUAUUCAACUUUUUAAAAUAAUACAGUUUUAUAAGCGCUCGAUCCAUCAGAAGUACAGUUAUGGCUUCCUGUAAAAUGUCGGGGUUAGAUGUUUCGAUGUUGGGUGUCUUCUUCUGGGGUUUGGAGAAGUAUAUUUUCUUGAAUAUCCAUUAGUGAUACAUUAGUGACAUAAAACAAGGUUCUAUAAGCAUAUAACUGGACACAAAAUUACACUUUGAGCAUUGUUGCACUUCUUGUAGUCAACAACAUAUGUUCAUCCCAAAAGUGAAGGUUUUAAAAUCAAAAUAGAACUGAGCAAUCCAACAUAAUUUCAUCUUUCUUUAUGAUAAAUGUACAGUAUAUAAAAACCAUUAUAGAAAAACCAAACUCUUCAUUUUAUCUCUGAAUAUGCCUAGAUCAGAGUUUAUGAUCGAACCAAUGUAGCCACAUGAAAAAUGAUCUAUUUUCUAUAUAUAAACUACGGUGGCCUAAUAUACUGUCAUGCUAAAUAUUACAACUUUAAUAAUGCAUAAAAUGUUCACAGUAAACACCCUAGAUUUUCAUGUUAAUUAGAUAUUUUCUUAUAUGAUACGGGUUUAAAAUAUUACAUGUAUGGAAUCUACUGCAGAGUAAACUGAAAGUAUUUUACUUAUAACCUUAAAUAUAUGUGCUAUUUUUUGGGGUUGCAAUGUAUUUAUUGCAAUGUUGAUAUAUAUGUGAAUGUAAAUUUCAUAUUGAGAACUUUUAUACUUGUGUUUGCACUGUUCUGGAAUAAAAUGACAAUGAGAGACUAAGCUGGAGUUCAGUCUGUUUGGGU